CCCAGAAUGUGUUACGGUGUCAUAUCUCUGUGAGACCCCGGGCCCCCCUAUGUACUUUGACAUUUGUCACAUACAUCUGUGCAAAGCCUGUGUUGGGGAACAUCUUUCUGAUUAAUCCAACGAACACAAAGUAGUGUCAUUUAAGAAGAGGGGACUAAAUCCGAAAUGUUCCAAACAUUCCACACAAUUAUGUGACCUUCAUUGUGAACAAUGUAACAUUCCUUUUUGUGUGGAGUGUGUUUCCUCUAAUGAACAUCUAGGACACAAAUAACUUGGCAUUUUAAAAAUACUAGACAUCAAUAGGGAAGCCUUAAAACAAGAUCUACAAGAAUUAGAAAAUUCAAUUUUUCCUAAAUACCAAGAGAUUGCAUCUAACAUCCCAGUUCAGAAAACUGAUCUGAAUAAAAAUUCCAAGAAAUUAACAACAGCUCUUGACAAACAUGAAGAAGAAUUGCACAGAGAAAUAGACAUUGCCAUCAAGAAACUGAAAUCUGACUUGGAUAAAAUGGAAUCCAUACACCUGCUAGUCCUUGAUAAGCAGGGAAAUGAAAUAAAGCGCACCAUUUCUCAAAUUACUCAGGAAAUUGCUGAUCUGAAGAAAUUACUCAACUCCAAUGAUGUCAGCCUUGUCUCUGCCUACAAGUCCAGGAAUGCUGAAUUCAGAACUCACAGUUUCCUUACCAAGAUUCACUCCUCAGAAAAUUAACAAAGAACAGAUUUAUCAGCAGAUUGGUUCUCUGUCUAUCAAAACCGAAAAGCAUGGCUACACAAUGGAUUCUUCCGGUGCUGAGUCCUCUCCCCCGAUCAGACUGCUCAUUGAUAUACCAUGGAUCAUCACAGAUAUUGAAACCGAGUAUGGAAAAUCCAGUGAAUUAUACAGUGUGUCCUUUCUGAGUGACGAUGAAGUAUGGACGAGUGGUUUGGGCUUAAUGAUGAAACUCUAUAACCUCCACGGUAAACUAGUAAAGUCAAUCCAAACCAAGUCAGGGGAGAGACCAGGGGACAUAUCAGUGACACAGAGUGGUGAACUAGUUUAUAUUGAUCCCAAUGAUAGAACUGUGAACAUAGUGAAGAAUACACAGAUACAGAGAGUCAUCAGACUACGGGGGUGGAUACCUCUCUAUGUCUGUAGUACCUCCUCUGAUGAUCGCCUGGUUGUCAUGAUCACUGAUGAUAAGAAACAAGCAAAAGUUGUGCGUUCCUCGGGCUCCACAGAGAAACAAACAAUUCAACACAGUGACAAAGGACAACCUCUCUAUUCAUUUAAACAUUACUCUAAAUACAUCAGUGAAAACAGGAACCUAGAUAUCUGUGUAGCUGACAGUAAAGCUUUUGCAGUAAAGGUGGUCAAUCAGGCCGGGAAACUCCGGUUUACGUACACGGGUACUCCCUUUACUACCAAGAAAUCAUUUAAUCCGGUCGGCAUCACUACAGACAGCCAGAGACGUAUCCUGAUAGCAGAUUGCAACAACCACCGUAUCAACAUCCUGGAUCAGGACGGACAGUUCCUUCGCUACAUUGACAACUGUCAUUCAGAAUAUCCAUGGGGUUUAUGUUUGGACACCAGAAACAAACUCUUUGUGGUUGAACAGUUAACAGGUAAAGUGAAGAAAAUCCAGUAUUACAUGUAAACAAACUGUGAUCAUAAUAUUAACUGUCUACAAAGUGAACAUCAAAUGUCAAUG
Messenger RNA from Magallana angulata, 1685 nucleotides. RefSeq lists its product as uncharacterized. The coding region runs from base 615 to 1631 and encodes 338 amino acids. The record is from RefSeq and is a predicted model, not a curated record. Gene Ontology annotation, molecular function: protein binding. The transcript has a single exon. Lineage: Eukaryota; Metazoa; Mollusca; Bivalvia; Ostreida; Ostreidae.